Mauremys reevesii (Reeves's turtle) is the source of this 1608-nucleotide messenger RNA. It is a transcript of the gene ASB16, whose product is annotated as ankyrin repeat and SOCS box containing 16. The transcript is spliced from 5 exons. The record is from RefSeq and is a predicted model, not a curated record. Lineage: Eukaryota; Metazoa; Chordata; Testudines; Geoemydidae. Gene Ontology annotation, cellular component: ciliary inversin compartment. Bases 48 to 1421 code for a protein of 457 amino acids. Gene Ontology annotation, molecular function: protein binding. Gene Ontology annotation, biological process: protein localization to ciliary inversin compartment; intracellular signal transduction.
GGCAAGGAGGCUUCCCUGGCUAAGCCCCAUCCCGCGGCGCCAAGAGAAUGUCUAGGGAGACCUUUGCCUUCACUUCCUCCACCCUGCGUGCGCUGCGCCUGCAGAGAGAGCGGCUGGAGUGGGAGGAUCGGCGGAGGGCUCUCUCGAGGCAAUGCCUGACCAGGAGGUUCCCACCGGCCACCAGCAGCUCCCUGCUCCCCAAGCCCGCCCGGCGUCCCCGGUACUGCCGGGACCCUGCUGUCCACAACAUCCUGUACACCGGCGACCUGCAGACCAUCAAGAACAUCUUCAAAGACGAGGCUGUCGCGAACGUGAUCGUGGAGACGGUCAGCGAGGAGCUGAUGUGGUCGGCAGAGCUGGGGCUGUGGGUCCUGAGCCCUCAGAAGAAGCACACGUCCCCCUUGCGGAUCGCGGCGGCCAGAGGCUAUCGGGACUGCGUGAAGCACCUGAUUCUGCAGGGGGCAGAGGUCGACGCCGUGGUGGGCGGGAAGGCCGCCCUCCAUGACAGCUGCAUCCACCAGCGUGCCGAGUGCGCCCAGCUGCUCCUGAACUAUGGCGCCAAUGCCAACGUGCUGUCAGAGGAGGGGCUGGCCCCGCUGCAUCUCUGCACCUCCCCGGAGACCUUGCGGUGCGCCGAGCUGCUGCUAGAGCACGGGGCCCUGGUGAACCUGAGCACCAGGGACAGGCGGACGACCCCGCUGCACGUGGCCGCCGAGCACGGCCUGGAAGCGCACGUGCAGCUCUACCUGUGCUACGGGGCCGCCCUCGCCCACCGGAACCAGGAAGGGGAGACAGCCCUCAACGCCGCCUGCGCCAGCGCCGACAAGCCCGCUGAGGCCGAGCGCUACUACAGGGUGGCCAAGCGGCUGCUGGAGUGCGGGGCCGACGCCAGGACGGCCGGCAGGAAGAACCACACCCCGCUCCACAACGCCUGCAGCAACUGCCACCCCCGCCUGGUGGCGCUGCUGCUCCGGCACGGGGCUGCCGUGAACGUCCGCAACUGCGCCGGCUACACGCCCAUGGACUGCGCCCUGCAGGCGGUGGAGGAGUACCUGGACGGGCAGCCCGAGAGCAUCAUCGCCACCUUACUGGACCACGGGGCGGCCGCCAUCAACCCCAAGAUGCUGAAGUUCUGCUCCUUGGCCCCCCGUGCCCUGGAAGUCGUGCUGAACUCCUACGACCGGAUCCCAUCCUGCGAUUCCUGGGUGGAAGUGGUGCCUCCGGAGAUGUGGCAGGAGCACAAGACGUUUUACGACUCUGCUCUCCAGAUGACGAACCAGCCCCGUCAGCUGCAGCACCUGGCGCGCUGCGCCGUGCGAAAGCACCUGGGAGCGCGGUGCCAUUCCGCCAUCCCCGAACUCAACCUGCCCCCGUCUCUGCGGGAUUAUCUGCAGCUCCCUCUUGAGGGCUACAUCCGGUGAAAGAGAAGAUGCAUCCUUCAGGCGUGUUAUUUGGGGAAUGGCUUUGAAUUGCUGAUGGGUGACUGAGAUCCCAACGCACCAGGGCCUGUAAUAUUCUGUCAGUCGACUCAGGCCGAGUAGUAGCCCUGUGUGCUACUUAUCGAGUAAAUUGCCGCUCAGCGGGAGUGUGGUUGGCAGAAUCUAGCCC